Molecule: messenger RNA, 1130 nt
Organism: Lindgomyces ingoldianus
Lineage: Eukaryota; Fungi; Ascomycota; Dothideomycetes; Pleosporales; Lindgomycetaceae
Exons: 2
Coding region: 136-816 (226 amino acids)
Source: RefSeq, a predicted model, not a curated record
AAUCUACUUGCUUGUAAAUAUACCACUAUUCAAACUUCUUUCUUUUCAAUCACAUCUUGUUUCCUUUUACCCUUCACUUCCACCCACCUUAGCUCUGCCUCCCUACCCUCUCCCAGUCUCCAAGCCCUUCCCAUCAUGACGACCCACACAGCAUUCUUCUACGGCACGCUCAUGGCGCCUCCCGUCCUCCACCGCGUAAUUUGGGGCUCCUCUAAACCCCCUACUCCUGCACACUCCUCCCUCCUCAAAAUCCAACCCGCAAUCCUUCACCGGCACCAACGCCACAAAGUAAAAAACGCAGACUAUCCCGCCAUUCUCCCCGCCAAUAUGACAACCGCAGUCCGAGGAACCCUGGUCACAGGCCUCACAGACGGAGACAUCUGGCGUCUCGACAUCUUCGAGGGAUUUGAGUAUAAGAGGCGGAAAGUGCGGGUACGAGUCCUGGAGCAGCAGCAGAAUUCUCAAGGCGAGGACGAGGGAGAGGUGGGUGGUAUGGGCCAUCUUUCCCAGCCGUCAGAAGCGAACGUCGAAGGCGAAGAAGUAGAAGCAGAAACCUACAUCUGGGUUGCCGGAAAACACCGUCUGGAGCCCGAAGAAUGGGAUUUCCAGGAAUUUGUAAGGGACAAGAUGGCGAGGUGGGUGGGUAGGGAGGCAGCGGAGACAGAUGAAGGGUUCCAGGAGGUCGAUGACGCGGUCACAGCGUUGGAGAAAGAAGGACAAGAUCCUACAGGAGGAAGAGGCGCAUAUGGAAGUAUUACUAGAGCGUUGGUUGAGAGCGGAAAGGCAAAGGAAGAGGUGUUGAACAGUGCUGUUUGAGGCUACAUACUAACUGGCGAUCUCAAGAUAUUGGAACGAAAGUCUCUUGGAGGUGCUGGCUCUUUCCGAGUAUCGUGCGCGGCAUUCAUACGCAGGAAGUUGGAUCAUGUUAAUAUAUAAGUAGAAAACCUGUAAGCUAUUUUGCCGUUUAGAAGAGAAGCGCUACCCAGGACAACAGCCGAAGUUUCCAUUCCUUGAUUCACAACCUAGAAACCGGUGCACAGUCUACGGCAGUAAGUCGGAGGCAACGGGUGAAAAGACUACGGCUUGGAAAUCGGCGCAAGCAGUAUCUUAGCCUCACGGCUAGGGAGAUC